AUGAGUCAUGAAUCCACUAAACUUGACAAUGAAAAAUUCCAAAAGGAAACUUGGGAAAUGAUCCGUAAUCAUUUAAAUGCAGUAUUGUCACAUAUUGAUGUAUCAAAGACUAAAAAUGAAGAAUAUAUAAUUCAGACCAUGGAAGAUAUUCUCCAAGCUAAUAUACUUCUGGGUAAAGAUAUUUUUAUUAGUUUGCUGAUAGAAUACCAACGCCAAUACAAUGCACCUGAAUUUUUCACUAUUCUAAUUAAGAUAAUUAAUAGUGAAUUGCCAAAUGUAGGCCUCGAUUGUUCUAAGGAAUUAACAUCUAGGUUUAUUGAAAAAUACAAUAAGGAGCCUCAAUCUAGGCGAUCUCUAUUUACAAUGACUACGUUUCUUUGUGCUUUAUUUAAUUAUGAGGUAAUUCACGAAAUCGUUCUCUUACAAUUAUUACAUUUGUUAUUACAAGAUAUCAAUGAUUUUUCUAUUCAAAUAAUUAUUGAAAUAUUAGAAAAAUCAGGUAAAAAAUUAUUAGAAGUAAGUAAAACUGCUCACAAUAUGAUAUUCGAAAAACUUCGGGAAAUUUUACAGUCGAACGAAUUUGGAUCAUCACCUGAUAUGAUUAAUGAGAAACUUGUAUCACUAUUUGAUAAGAGGAGAUUGAACUACGAAUCAGUUGCACGUUUAUUUUAUCCAGUGGUUCUUUCGAAGUUGUCACCGCAAUCCCCUCAUUCGUUUAUGCUAAAUGACCUUUCCACCAUGAAAUCUUCCACUUUAGACCAGUUUCAAUUACAUUCAGAUUAUCUCCAAUUACAGAAGGAUUAUGACAUAUUACAUUCUCGACUUUUACAGCAAAUUUCUUCCAGUUCAGAGGAGGAACAAUCUUCCAAAGUAGCGGAACCUUUGAAAGAUAUGACUGCCAAAUCAGAAAUUGAAUUUAAGAAGAAAAUAUACCUAAUAAUAAAAAGUUCUCUUUCAGCAGAUGAAGCUGCUCAUAAAUUAUUGAAAUUACGUAUACCAGAUGAUAAAAAAUUUGAAAUUGUAGAUAUCAUAAUCAACUCGUCCUUACAGGAUCCAACAUACUCUAAAUUCUAUGGCUUAUUAUCAGAAAGGUUAAUAUCGGCCCAUUCUCGUUCAUGGAUUCCUGCAUUCCACUCAAUAUUUGUGGAGAAUUGGAAAAAUACUGAAAAUUGGGAACCUAACCAACUGAGAAUCCUAGGUAGAUAUUGGGGUCACUUAUUAGCCGUCGAAUCCAUUGGUUUUGGGGACACUUUAGGAAUAAUCCAUUUAAAUGAUGAAGAAACAAACGCUUCUAAUAGAGUCUUUUUUAAAUUUUUGUUACAGGAACUGGUAGCUGAAAUGAGUAUAGAUAAGAUGAAAACUACUAUGGAUGAAUUAAAGGAUCAACUGGAGGGACUAUUCCCUACAGAGGACAUUGAACAUAUGAGAUACUCCAUUAAUUAUUUUACGGCAAUUGGUUUAGGUAUACUAACUGAAGAUAUGAGGGAACGAUUAGAUACCAUUCAAGAGGAAGAGCAAAAAGUAUUAUUAGAAUUGGAAGAACAAAGAAGAAAGGAGGAGGCAGAAGCAGCUGUAACUGCAGAAACGGAAGGAAAAGAAAGAAUAAUAUCAGAACAGGAAUCAAAACAAGGGUCACUGCCGAUCGAAAAGAGUAUAAUGAUGACAAAAGAGGAAGCUGGAAAACCUCGUGCUUCUAGAUAUAAUCCUAACCAAAUUGUGCCACCCAAGAGAAAGCGUGAAAGAUCGAUAACACCCCCAAGGAAGAAAGGCUGGGGAUCAAGUAGAAACAGAAGUCGGUACCAAAAUACCCAGAACCAGGCAGGCAUUAACUCAAGGGGUACACCUAAGUCUACUGAACGAGAAAAAAAUAAAGUAUUACUAAAAUAUUAA
Naumovozyma dairenensis CBS 421 is the source of this 1890-nucleotide messenger RNA. RefSeq names its product U2-type spliceosomal complex subunit CWC22 (gene CWC22). The coding region runs from base 1 to 1890 and encodes 629 amino acids. Gene Ontology annotation, cellular component: catalytic step 2 spliceosome. Lineage: Eukaryota; Fungi; Ascomycota; Saccharomycetes; Saccharomycetales; Saccharomycetaceae. The record is from RefSeq and is a predicted model, not a curated record. Gene Ontology annotation, biological process: mRNA splicing, via spliceosome. Gene Ontology annotation, molecular function: RNA binding; protein binding. The transcript has a single exon.